Heterostelium album PN500 is the source of this 702-nucleotide messenger RNA. RefSeq names its product glutathione S-transferase family protein. The coding region runs from base 1 to 702 and encodes 233 amino acids. The transcript has 3 exons. The record is from RefSeq and is a predicted model, not a curated record. NCBI's taxonomy places the organism in Eukaryota, Evosea, Eumycetozoa, Acytosteliales, Acytosteliaceae.
AUGAAGAUCAAAUUAUAUUAUGGUUCUGGUGCUGCAAGUUUGUGUGUACAUUGGAUGUUGAUAGAGAUGGGUAUCGAUUUCGAAGCGGUCAAGAUCGAUUUGUCAAACAAUGAGCAAAAGGGAGAAGCCUAUCUCAAGAUAAAUCCCCAAGGAAAGGUACCGGCUUUGGAACUCGACGGUAACGUCUACACAGAGAGUGUUGCUUUGGUGAUGUUGUUGUCGGAGCACAGCGAGCGUUUGAAGCCAGCGGUCGGCACUGACGAACACGCUCGUUGGACAGAGCUCUUGAUCUACUUUGCCAAUUCAUUGCUACCGGCAUUCCGUGAAUGGUUCUACGCCCCCGUCGAGAGCGGUGGUAACAAGGAGAAGGAGACCUUCUUGAAGGACCUGGUUAGACCACGUAUCGAAGCGGUCUACGAUCGUAUCGAAGCGUUGCUUGCCGACGGCCGUACCCAUCUGCUCGGAAACCAGUUGAGAUCGGUCGAUUUCGUUGGCACCAUGUUGAUGCGUUGGUCAAGAAACAUGCCAAAGCCAGCCACUCAAUGGCCAAACAUCAACAAAUACGUACACAGAAUGAGAUCGAUGCCAUCAUUCAUUGAAGUCUACAAGAGAGAAGAGAUUAAAGUUAAACUUUUGAUUAAACUCAAAAUGAUAACUCAUCUAUUCCACUUCAAAAUGGAAAUCAAAAAAUAUGAUAAAUAA